AGCCGACUUUGCUCACAAUGAAGGCCUCAACUUUAAUUCCAUUUGCCAUUUUUAUGCUUUCACAAACCUCGUGGCCUGUGGGCAUAUUUCUUGGCAAACUGGAUUUGAUGAAAGAACAGGUGGCAGUUUUCCUAGCCGGCACAAUCGCUUUGACUUUAGCAACACUUGUGCCUUACAUACUUUUUAGAAAUGUCCUCAAACGAAGUGACCCAGUGGUGUUAACUGUUUCAGUAUUCUGCUGGUCAUGCAUGAUAGAUCUUGGAAUAGGAUUAGAACUAGAUGGAUACAUUUCUAAUUUCAUUGGCUUUUACUUUAUUGAGGGUGAACCAUACCUUUUUACUGCUCACGGCACACUGAUUAACUACUGGGAUGGCACUGUUCAAUAUGGCCUUGGCUUAGCUAUGAUAAUACUUUUUUGUCAAAAGCGCAGCUAUCGAGAUGUUGGAUUGUAUUGGGUAGGCUCAAUUCUUAAUAGUAUGGUUGUAUUAUUACCUGGCGGUGUAGCAGGAAAACAUCCAUUCAAGCUUUCUAUUCUGUUGAAUACUCCUUAUAUACUGUUGCCUCUUUUUGCUGGAUUUAAGUUCAUUCAUGAAAGACAUUCUCAGAAAACACCUAUACGUAAGUUUAAUUCAAUCUGGCAUAGACCUGUUGACUUCCUAUUCCUCAUUUAUUUCAUUGGUGCCAUCUCGAUAUCUAUAUUUAGAGCACUUGCUGUUUUGAAUGGUAAUGCAGAAUUAAUGAAAGAUUACACUAAAAUUUAUGAGCCCUAUUUAUUGGAUGAAUCAAAUUUUCCUAGAUUUCAGAUGCUUGCCUAUGGAUAUUUCUUUCUGAUAUACUACUUGAGUGCUGUCUAUGCAUUACUUUAUCCAGGACAAAAUUGGAUGACUGACUGGUCAAUUAUUCAUGCUGGAGCUUCAGCACAAGGACAGUUUUCUUACAUUGUUGGAUCAAUACAUCACAGGACUCCAGCAUCAUUAAGAUCACCAAUCUCAGGAUUUCCAGGGUUAGUAUUCUGGACCAUUAACUUAGCUUUGGUUCUGGUUCCUCACUUCUUCAUGUUGUGGUGCAAGCGUAAUGAACACAUGUAUGGCUGCGUCAGUUUGGUCAAAACUGAGAAUGAUUCCAAGAAAUUAAACUCUCUUAAAAAAGAGAAAUAAAUUUUUUUAGAUGAUUAGACAUAUUCAUAUACUAUUUCACUUCUGUUACGCCAAAAAUUGAUUUGUUAUUAUUUUCUCUGAAUCCAGUUGAUUUUGCUACAAAACCUUUAUUAUGUCUAACUUUAACUAACAAAAAAACAAUAAUUAUCAUUAUAUUUAUUAUACUGUUAUACUCUUUUUAGAUACCAUAUAACUGUAUUAGAAAUUUUGUAUAUUAUUUAUAUAUAUAAUGUUGGAUAAACAUAUAUUAUUCCAUACAAAUAUUUUAUAUUUAUGUGUAAGAUAAUGUAAUUUGUAAACUAGUAGUUUUCAAUUGAAAUAUGUAUUUAAUUUUACAUCUUUGCUUUCCAUAUUUCUCCAUUUGCAAAUCAUAAUUUGUUGUUGUUAAUUUAAGAAUGAAUAUUUUUUAUCAGUUUUUGUUACCUGAUGUUUAUUCAGAAAUGGCAAUAAUACAUUUUCUUACACACUCUGCUGUAGGAAGGUUUAAAA
This is a messenger RNA of Biomphalaria glabrata, 1646 nucleotides long. Its product is annotated as transmembrane 6 superfamily member 1-like. The record is from RefSeq and is a predicted model, not a curated record. The transcript is spliced from 8 exons. NCBI's taxonomy places the organism in Eukaryota, Metazoa, Mollusca, Gastropoda, Planorbidae. Bases 18 to 1157 code for a protein of 379 amino acids.